AGAGAGAGAACCGGCGAAGAACGGCCUCAUUCGCGCGCGGCGCAGCACGUUACGGAGCGCUUGCUUGUGCGAGUUCUGUGCUGUGGCUUCUUGUUGAGUUUGUUAGUUUUUCUGCUAGGCGAUCACACGCCAGGUGACCGCCUCUAGUACAUGUGGAGCAUUCUCUCUCUGUGUCUCUCGGGCGCUCCUGUUCCGACCCGGGCGGGAUGUACAGAAAUCAGCGGUCCUUCGAAACAGCGAACAGCACAGGCAGCAGCAGUGGCCAGGUCGCGGGCCAGGAUAGUGCUACCAACAAUGUCACCGGCCUAAUAAGCAAGUUUGAGGUGCGCAACUAUCCUAUAAAUAGAGGAGGGCUGCUUCGGAAUCAAGUCCCCGGAGCGGAGCGCUACGGACCGUACCAACGGUACGCAGCGGACCCAGUUCCGUCUCAGUCCCGCAGCAGUCAGUCCGCCGACAGCCGCUACGCUUACUUCAGUGACAGUGCGGAGAGUGUCCCUCAGCGAGUCGCUACAACGAUGAACGGACGGCCGUACGCCCGCUCGGUACGCCCAGGGACCACCUCCUUCUAUCACAAUAAUGGGUCGCUAUCGUCCCUGAACGAGUCGGACUACUACGAGGAUCCGUUCGAAGAUACGCGAUCACCGCUGGCCGGUUUCCGAAGAGGCUCGGAUCGCUCCCUCCACCGCAACGAUCCGUUUGAGGAUGAGGAACCUCCCGGCGGGGGCCCCGGUGUCGCCGGUUCGUUGACCCGCGUCGGUGCCAUACUGCAGAUGUUGUCCCGCAUUCCGUUCCCCCGGAUGUCCGUCACCGGGAUGGGGCUUUGCUCGCUCGUCGCCAUCUUCUUCUGCCCGCGGGCGAUCGGUUCGAAUAUACUGUUUCCCGGUUUCAGACUGCUGUUCGGUACGCUCUAUCCGGCCUACGCCUCGUACAAGGCGGUGCGGACCAAAAAUGUCAAGGAGUAUGUCAAAUGGAUGAUGUACUGGAUAGUGUUCGCCUUCUUCACCUGCAUCGAAACGUUUACCGACAUUCUGCUGUCCUGGUUCCCGUUCUACUAUGAGCUAAAGGUGAUCAUCGUCCUGUGGCUACUGUCACCGGCCACCCGCGGCAGCUCGACGCUCUAUCGGAAGUUCGUGCACCCGAUGUUGACACGGCGCGAACAGGAAAUCGAUGACUACAUCAAUCAAGCCAAAGAGAAGGGCUACACCGCGGUGCUGCAGCUCGGUUCGAAGGGUGUCAACUACGCCACCAACGUUAUCAUGCAAACGGCCAUCAAGGGUGGUGGCGGAUUGGUACAAACCCUUCGCAAGAGCUACAGCCUGAGCGAUCUAUCGGAGCCGGACACACAGCGUACGCAGGACGAGGUCGAUGAGAUCGUGAACCGACCCCAGCGGGUACUGCGCUCGAAGAGCUCCCGGUCGUCUUCGGGCUCCCGACAGAUGGAGAUGUACUUCCCGGAGGUGGAAAUUGCCGGAACUCCAUACCACGGUACUGCAGCGGCCGCGGCGGCGCCGUACAACUACAUUCGAUCGUCGGACGACAUCAGCUCAGGGUACUCGAGCGCCGAACCGGGACUCAGCCGGACGGCUUCGAUGAGCAACACCGCUCGACCGCGGCUGAAAUCGAAAACACGCGAAGAGAAAAUGUCGGCCAGCUGCACAACGCUUCCGCGCACCAAGAAACCGGAAAAGGUCACCGGGAAAACGCGCUCCAAAACCGAAAAACCAUCUGCAUAAGCUGUCCCCGACACACGGGUUGCAUUCUGUUGCGUUUCGAAGCCAUUCAAGCUGGGUUGCUGCUGCACGAAAACAAGAUACACUUCUACACUCACCCUCGCCGUUUACGAAGCUUUGUUGCUCUUUCAGUGCUUUAGUUUGGACAAGUUUUAAGUCAUAAGGCAAGCAACAAACUAUAAUAAAUUGUUUCGUUUUGUAAGACUUCGGCACGCCUUAGGGCGGAAGCAUAAAUCUUCGUCUCAAGUUAGUUAAGGCAAAAGGACAAAAGUCUCACGGUGUUUGCAACACCCAUUGCCACCAUGAGCAAUUUUAAACGAAGCAUUUAUAAGCAAACCAAAUCAUAAUGCGGGGAGAGGAGCUACAGACGAGAGUUGUAACGAAGACGGACUGGCCGGGCUAGGACGACUGGGUGCGAAAAGGAUGCCAAAAGGAACGCGGACGCGCAAUGAGAAUAGACUCUUGAUGAAAUAGCUGGAUGUUCUUUAAAUUAACCGAUGUAGCUAGGCCCUCUGAGGGGUCUCUGUAGAUGAAAGUGAUCCGGCGCUCCAAGGAAAAGAUUUAUAGACAGAUCACAACGCAUCAUCUCAUUUGCAUCCCUUAUUUAAUUUUUCAUUCAAGACCCCCUUGUCUUUCUUGUUGGGUUUUGUGACAGAUUUCCCUUGAAGCUGCGUCAUCGUACCACUUUUGCGUGGCGUUAUUGAUCUCCGUCUUUUUUUGAGUUUCUUCCACCAAAAAAUGUCGUUAGUUUCAUUGAUUAUGCUCCUUCAGCAUGUCAUCACAUAUCUAAAGAAUGAUCCCCUCACAUCAUGAUAUUAUCUCACAUAUUAAAUGAUAUAAAUGGGGAAUUGUAAAAUCAAAGGAGAUCCCACAAAUGAUACGCGAAAAGAAAGAGCGUAGAAGGAUAGCACCGAAUGGCGGCAGAGUUGGCAAAAGAACUGAUCAAGCGCACCACGAGAAUGUAACCGGAGCGAGCGGCCAAUGGUGAGUGUGCGACAGUGAUGGCACAGGAGAAAACGAAUCUUUACUUAUUACAGGAAUCCCCAAGAGUUGGACAAUUGGACGGGGGGUCAAAUCGACGAGUUAGUUAGUUUAAUGGAAAUGGACAGAAGAGAGCGGCAUCGAGCCCUGAAACGAACAUGUAACAUGUGUGUAUGUUAGAGAAAUGAUGUAGGCCCCGAUAUUGGUUAGGAAAAAAAAACUAUUCUACCACUAUUACUGUGAAAGACUUUUACUCUUAGCCCGCGAGAGCGCGUGAAACCCGAAAGUAGGAUAUUUAAGGAGAUUUGUUGCGGUGCGAACGGAAAGAGGCAUGAUGCGGCAGUCAUAGGGCGGGAGGAGAAUACUCGCUAUGCAAUUACGAAUAAACUGGAAUACCUUGUUGUAGUUCUAUCCCUAUGUUCCCAUCCAAAUGUUCCUUCUAUUCCCCUUCGCUACUAGAUAGCGCUGUGGUGGGUCUCCGUUUAAUCUGUUUCUGGCGCC
This is a messenger RNA of Anopheles cruzii, 3212 nucleotides long. It is a transcript of the gene ReepA, whose product is annotated as receptor expression-enhancing protein 1. Gene Ontology annotation, molecular function: microtubule binding. Gene Ontology annotation, cellular component: endoplasmic reticulum membrane; endoplasmic reticulum tubular network; cytoplasmic microtubule. The transcript has 7 exons. NCBI's taxonomy places the organism in Eukaryota, Metazoa, Arthropoda, Insecta, Diptera, Culicidae. The coding region runs from base 207 to 1733 and encodes 508 amino acids. Gene Ontology annotation, biological process: endoplasmic reticulum tubular network organization. The record is from RefSeq and is a predicted model, not a curated record.